Molecule: messenger RNA, 1944 nt
Organism: Plasmodium falciparum 3D7
Lineage: Eukaryota; Apicomplexa; Aconoidasida; Haemosporida; Plasmodiidae
Exons: 1
Coding region: 1-1944 (647 amino acids)
Source: RefSeq, a predicted model, not a curated record
AUGAGAAAAUAUUUAUGUAAAGUUUCAUUUAAUGUUAUUAUUUUGAUAAUAUUAUUUUGUCACAUUAUUAUUGCAAGAAAUAAUAAGACAAUAAAAUGGAUAGAUGUUGAGAAAGAUGGUAAAAUUUUUAAUCAUAUAGUUCGGUAUUUUAUAAAAGAUGAUAAAAUAUUGAAAAUAUAUACAAUUAAUAAUAAUAUAAUUAUGGAAAAUAUUGAUGAUGAUUAUUAUAUGAAUAAUAAAGAAAGUUUGUUAAAGAAUAAUGAUAAAAAUGAUGAUAAUUUUUUCAACAAUAUAGUUAAUAAUAAAGUUCCAUUAAGUUUCCUGAUAGAAAUGUUUUAUGGUUAUGGAAAGAAAGAAAUAUUAAGUUAUAGUGGGAUGAAAACUUUUAAACUCAUGUGUAAUAAGAUAUGUAAUUUAGAAGAACGUAAUGUUGUGAAUAAAUGUCCUUAUUAUUUAUUUAGAAAUUUAAUAUAUAAUUUUAUACCUGAAAAUGCUUUUAUAAAAAAGGAUGGGAAUAAUGAAAGAGUUAAUAAUAAUAAUAUGUAUAUAAAAAAUAAGAAAGAGAUACCAUUUAAGUGUUCAUCAUAUAUAUUUUUCUUGGAUAAUAUAUUAAGUAAAAAUCAAAAAAAGAAAGAGGAAUGUAUUUAUAGGAUGAACCAUGUGAAUAUUUCUUAUACAUAUGUAGAAUAUGAAAUAAAAGACACUUUUGAAAAUAUAUUUUUUGACGUAAUAAAAUAUAUAAGUACCAUAAUGGAAGCGAAUAGAAAUAUAAUGAAUUUACAAAAUUAUGAUAAUAAAGAAUAUAAAAUGUUCAUAGAAUUAAAUAAUAUAAUAUUGGAGAAAGAAUCAAAAUUGAAACAUGUGUAUUUUUAUAAUACAUUAGAAGAAUAUAUACAAUCAUUGGAUGGUAUAAACAAAAUAUUUGCAGAAGAUAUUAUAAAAGAAAUUAUGGACAUAUAUUCUAAUAAAAAUAAUGAUAAUGUAGAUAAUGGGAAAUCAUUUUUCAGAACAAAUAAAUUCAUUAUAAAUAGAAGGUCUAAUGAUAUAAACUAUAAUAAUAAUAAUAAUAAUAAUAAUGAUAUAUUUAUGUUGUAUAAUGAUAAUAUUUCUAAUGAAAAUUCAAUUUUUCCUAACGUGCAAUUUGUUAGUAAUAUUAAUGAUUAUGAAAAAAGGGGCGCAAAUAAGAAUGAACAUGAUAUUUUAAAAGUUACUAUGGAAAGUAAUAUGAAUGACAUAAAAAAUGAUGAAGAGAUUGAUAUGUUGGUUUUAUUAAAUAAAUAUUUUUUUGAUUUCUACAUAAAUGUAAGACGUAUGAAUGAGGAAUAUAACGAAUACUUUGAUGUAACAUAUAAAUAUGGUGAAAUUAAAAAUGUGCAAAAUAAAAAUAAGGAUAAUCAAUUAUUAAGAAAAAAAGAAAAUGAAGAGAAGAAGAGAAAGAGAGUUUAUACAUCAUUUAUAAAAUUGAAAGAAAAAUAUAUGAAUGAGAAAAUAAAUAAUGGGUCCAAUAUUACUAAUGAAUAUAUAAGCGGUGAAACCAUAAAUGAUACAUAUGUAAAUAUGAAGCAUUCGAAUGGUGAAUUAUUAAAUCCCCAAAAUAGUACUGACAAGAUAAUCUUAAACUCAAUGAAUGUCUUAAAAAAUAUAACAGAUAAAAUUAAGAAGGAUAAUAAUUUUUCACAUGUUAAUAAAAUAAAUGAGAUAGAUAUACCUACUGUUGCUGAAGAGGAAAGGAAAAUUGAUGACUUUUAUGAAUAUGAAAAGACGACCAUGAGGAAAAUACAUGAGAAUAAGGAAAAUAUUUAUAGAAUGAUUAAUGAAGAUUUGGAUAUAUUAUUAAAACCGGCUCAAGACGAAUAUAUAAAGGUGGCUAAAAAUAUAAAAAAUAAAUUGUUACAGGAAUAUGAGCAAAUUUUGAAGGAACAAAUAUCAGACGACGAAAUAUAA